This is a messenger RNA of Rhea pennata, 1840 nucleotides long. It is a transcript of the gene PLK1, whose product is annotated as polo like kinase 1. NCBI's taxonomy places the organism in Eukaryota, Metazoa, Chordata, Aves, Rheiformes, Rheidae. The transcript has 10 exons. Gene Ontology annotation, biological process: mitotic spindle organization; protein phosphorylation. Gene Ontology annotation, molecular function: protein binding; protein serine/threonine kinase activity; ATP binding. The record is from RefSeq and is a predicted model, not a curated record. Gene Ontology annotation, cellular component: cytoplasm; kinetochore; nucleus. Bases 1 to 1791 code for a protein of 596 amino acids.
AUGAGCGCGGCGGGCGGGAAGGCGGCGCGGCCGCCGGGCGCGGCGGAGCCGGGGCGGGCGGGAGGCGCGGCGGCGGCGGGCGGCAAGGAGGUGCCGAAGGUGCUGGUGGACCCGCGGACGCGGCGCAGCUACCUGCGCGGGCGCUUCCUGGGCAAGGGCGGCUUCGCGCGGUGCUACGAGCUGGCCGAGGCCGAGAGCCGCGAGGUGUUCGCCGGCAAGGUGGUGCCCAAGUCGCUGCUGGUGAAGCCGCACCAGAAGGAGAAGAUGUCCAUGGAGAUCGCCAUCCACCGCAGCCUGGCGCACCGGCACGUCGUCGGCUUCCAGGGCUUCUUCGAGGACGCCGACUUCGUCUACGUGGUGCUGGAGCUCUGCCGCCGCCGGUCGCUGCUGGAGCUGCACAAGCGGCGGAAGGCGCUGAGCGAGCCCGAGGUGCGCUACUACCUGCGCCAGACCAUCCUGGGCUGCCAGUACCUCCACAACCACCGCGUCAUCCACCGUGACCUCAAGCUGGGCAACCUCUUCCUCAGCGAUGAGAUGGAGGUGAAGAUCGGUGACUUUGGCCUGGCUACCAAAGUGGAGUAUGAUGGCGAGCGUAAGAAGACCCUGUGUGGGACCCCGAACUACAUUGCUCCAGAGGUGCUGGGCAAGAAGGGGCACAGCUUCGAGGUGGACAUCUGGUCCAUUGGCUGCAUCAUGUACACUCUGCUGGUAGGGAAACCGCCUUUUGAAACGUCUUGUCUAAAGGAAACUUACAUCCGAAUUAAGAAGAAUGAAUAUACCAUCCCCAAGCACAUCAACCCUGUAGCUGCUAACCUCAUCCAGAAGAUGCUGAGGUCUGACCCUGCCACACGCCCAACAAUUGACGAGUUGCUGAAUGACGAGUUCUUCACGUCAGGAUACAUCCCCAACCGCUUGCCCACCAGCUGUCUCACCGUUGCACCUAGGUUUUCAAUUGCUCCCAGUGGGCUUGAAUUAAAUGGGCGAAAGCCGCUGACUGCCCUCAAUAAAGGACCGGACAGCCCUGCACUAGAGAGCUUGCCUGAAAAAGAUGAUGUAGCUGGGCUGCGGGAGCUAGGAGAUGCUGUUGACUGUCACUUAGCAGACAUGUUACAGCAGCUGACUGCAGUCAAUUCAGCCAAGCCAUCUGAGAGAGUGGUUGUGAGACAAGAAGAGGCUGAAGACCCAGCCUGCAUUCCUAUCUUCUGGGUUAGCAAAUGGGUGGACUACUCAGAUAAAUAUGGUCUAGGUUAUCAGCUGUGCGACAACAGUGUUGGAGUUCUCUUCAAUGACUCCACUCGUCUUAUUAUGUAUAAUGAUGGAGACAGCUUGCAGUACAUUGAGCAAAACAGCACGGAGUCCUACUUCACUGUGAGAUCUUAUCCCUCUGCCCUAAACAAGAAGAUAACACUAUUGAAAUACUUCCGGAACUACAUGAGUGAGCACCUACUGAAGGCAGGUGCUAACAUCACGCCUCGGGAAGGAGAUGAGCUGGCUCGUUUACCCUACCUCUGCACAUGGUUCCGGACCCGCAGUGCCAUUAUCCUGCACCUCAGCAAUGGCACUGUGCAGAUCAACUUCUUCCAGGACCACACCAAAGUCAUCCUGUGCCCUCUCAUGGCUGCUGUCACAUACAUAGAUGAGAAACGGGACUUCCGCACGUACAAGCUGAGCCUCAUCGAGGAACAUGGAUGCUGCAAGGAGCUGGCCAGCCGGCUCCGCUAUGCUCGCACCAUGGUGGAGAAGCUCCUCAGCUCAAAGUCUGGCUCAGCCCGUGUGAAACCCUCUGUUUAGGCCUUGAUCUUGAUGGACUUGACAUCUGUGCCAAACUGCCCCAGCUGUG